UACUUUAUUUAAAAAAAAAUAGAACUACUUCUCUAUAAAUUAACCAAAAAUAAUAAUAAAAAUAUUAUAUUAGCCGGAGAGUGACAUUGAUAAUGCUAUUGUAGUUUUUGUACUUCAUCCUGACUUGCACUAAAUAACUUAUAAAGUUUUACAGUGAAUAAUUAUGCAAUGCAGUCCUCUAGUAUCGUGUAGACAUUCAAAAAGCACCGUCUGUUAACGCUUACUGGUCUAUAUAUAUUAGGAAUUUAUAUGUUCAUUAAAAACCAUGGUGAACUUUUUAAACUAGCAAAGGACUAUAUUAGGAUUAAGAGAUCCAACUCGCUUUCUGAUGCCAUACUGUAUAACAGCGCUUCAUCAAAAUAACGCAAAUGUUAUGUGUAUUAUGGUCUUUAACCACCUUCCAAAGAAUAUUGGAGAGAUGCCUAAAACAAUAACGCAUAAAAAAUUAUAUUAUGGCUAAUAGAAAAAUGCUUUUAUAGUUUAAAUGAAUUCUUAAGAAAAAAAUAAAAGUAUUUAAAUGUUAUUUUUUGAGAGGUACCUACAAACUAAUGUUUAUUUUAUAUUAUAUUAUAAAAUUAAAGCUAUGUAAUGUGUAUUAAUUGACGUAUAAAUAUAAAAACUCCAAUAUUGACCAUCUAAUAUUUGUAUGCCGAUAUAUUGGCGAAUUGUGUUGUGCAAUUCAUACAAAUACAUCAUUCCAUUUCAUUUCACUCAUUUUAGAAUUUACUAGAUCAUUUAGAAAUUUUGAGAUCUUUUCAGAAGUCCUCAUGAGUUAGAAAAGGAAUCCAAAACUAGAGUAAAACGUGGAUAGGAUUGGAACUUAGCCUCAACGAUUUCGAAAUUACGUGAAUUGUACUAAAGGUCCCAUACAAAGUACAUAGUACGUGCGAGACGUUGGUGGCUGAAAUAAAAAUAAUGUCUUUAAUAACGUUUAGGCUAGCUGGGUAUUACUUUUGGUUUCUACACAAUUUUGGGCACUACUCCUGGCCCGAGCGUUUGUUGGGUUUUCGAUGGCAGGUUGCUUCGUAACGUGUUCUAUGUACACCAAAGAAAUUAGCGAUGAUAAUAUCCGAGGCUCGCUGGGAUCAUUGCUUAUUUUAUUCCAAACAACUGGAAAUUUGUUUAUGUAUAUUAUUGGAGAUAUGCUGGGAUAUCAUACCAUACUUUGGAUAUGUCUUUCAAUACCGACCCUGCACAUUAUAAUAUUUAUGAUGAUGCCAGAAUCACCGUCUUACUUGGUUAAACGUAAAAAACUAGAGGAAGUAAAAAGAGUGAUUGCUUGGCUGAAACACAGGAAAGAGAGCGACUCAUUAGUAUCAGCUGAGGUUCAAAUGUUACAAAAAGAACAAGAAAAUGAUUCGAAGUGCAGUGAGUUUCUGUUGAAAGAUAUAUUCAAGGAUAAAGUAAUGCGCCGGGCAUACGGUAUUGCAAUGACGGUUACUUUAGCCAGGGAAGUCUGUGGUGCAAUACCAAUCCUCAACUAUGCCGGAGAGAUAUUUACUAUAGCCUCAAGGGAUAGUAGUCUUAUUCUGUCGCCGAAUCAGCAGGCUAUGUUGCUUGGAGGUGUACAGGUUGCCGGAUCCAUUAUAGCUUCAAGUUUUAUUGAGAAAGCUGGUAGAAAGAUCCUUUUCUUCGCGACGGCUCUCAUCUCUGGCCUUAGUAUGUGUGUUCUAGCGUCAUGGUUCUUAGCAAGAGAUUAUGGCGUAUUGGUCCCCAGCUGGAUGCCCAUGGUGACAAUGUGCCUCUGUAUAUUCUGUGACUCAGCGGGUCUGGCACCAAUUUCACUCGUGAUUGCAGGAGAAAUAUUUUCAUUCAAGUAUCGAGCAACAGUGAUGGCGACGACCAUGGCCACAUCGUCUUUGGUUGACUUUAUUCAGUUACUGUUCUUCAAACCUCUGGCAAAUGCUGUCGGUAUCCACGUAGCAUUCUAUUUCUUUGGAAUAUUUUGUGUUAUUAUAUCGGCGUAUACUCUACUGUUUGUGCCAGAAACAAAGUCUAGAAGUCUGGAUGAUAUCUAUCAAGAUUUGAUGAAACGUAAAAAGAAGACUAAGGAAAUACCAGCACCAUAAAUGAACACAAAUGGAACUUUGGAAUUGCGGAAGAAUAAUUCACAAUUUUUAUUCAAGUACAGAAUGUUGCUCUAAUUUAUUUAAAUAAAUUGAAUUCUUUCGCAAAAUUGUUGUUAUCGAGCGUUAUGUUCGCAUAUACAUGGUCAGUAUAUUAUUAUAUAGUUACUAGGCACUAAAAAUAAAUAGUUAGAUAAUAAAGUAUGCUAUGCAAUGAUAAUGUUUAACUUUUCUAUUAUUAUUAUUACAAUAU
Leptidea sinapis is the source of this 2319-nucleotide messenger RNA. Its product is annotated as facilitated trehalose transporter Tret1-like. NCBI's taxonomy places the organism in Eukaryota, Metazoa, Arthropoda, Insecta, Lepidoptera, Pieridae. Gene Ontology annotation, molecular function: transmembrane transporter activity. The transcript has 6 exons. The record is from RefSeq and is a predicted model, not a curated record. Gene Ontology annotation, cellular component: membrane. Gene Ontology annotation, biological process: transmembrane transport. The coding region runs from base 1011 to 2069 and encodes 352 amino acids.